AGCGGUCAGCAACGGCAAAGAUGCCUCGGCUCGGCUUCUGUGAGCUCAACGGCCGGCAAUAUCAACUGCGGAGCGAGCCCCCGGAUUCGGCUCCGGAUAAUUCAUUGACUGGCAUAUCUUAUCCAGGUACCAACUACCAAGCAGGAUAGACAAUAUUAAACUCAAGUCAGAAUCUUCAGACAUAUUUCAAUAUGGACAUUGAAUCCCUCUUCAGCGUCAAGGGCAAAGUGGUCCUCGUCACCGGCGGCGCCAAGGGCGUGGGCCGCAUGAUAUCGGAAGCCUUUGUGCAGAAUGGCGCAAAGGUGUACAUUGCCUCACGCGACGCCGCAGCGUGUAAUGCAGCUUGCGCCGAGCUCAACGCCCUCCUUUCAUCCUCCUCCUCCUCAUCAUCAUCAACAAAAGGAUCCGCGAUCCCGCUCCCAGCGGACCUGUCCAAGCCCUCGGAUUGCCAACGGCUCGCCGCGGAACUGACCCGGCGCGAAACCAAGUUGCACGUGCUCGUCAACAACUCGGGCGCGACUUGGGGGGAGGCCUACGACCAGUUUCCCGACGCGGCGUGGACCAAGCUGCUGACGCUGAACCUGCAACGGGUAUUCACUCUGACGCAGCUGCUCACUCCUCUACUCGAGGCGGCAGCGGACCUCAGCAGUGGCGGCACGACGCUGGACCCGGCCCGCGUCAUCCACAUCGGCUCCAUCGACGGCAUCCGCGUGCCUGUGUUGCCGACGUAUGCUUACAGUGCUAGCAAGGCGGGACUGCACCACCUGUCGCGCCACCUGGCUGUGGAGUUGGGGCCAAGGGGGAUUACGAGCAACACGCUGGCUUGUGGGCCUUUUCCGAGCAAGAUGAUGGCUGCGACGCUGGAAAGUUUUGGGGAGGAUAUUAAAGCCGCGAACCCGCUGGGGCGUAUUGGUAUGCCUAGUGAUGUCGGGGGUGCGUGUAUUUUUCUGGCGAGCAAGGCCGGUGCGUUUGUCAAUGGGGCGACUAUUACUCUGGAUGGAGGGGUGGUGUUGCAGAGUAAGAUUUAGUUUGCUAUGGGAAUGGUGGCUUAAGGGACAGGAAGACGAUCAUGGCCCAAAUCUAUACAUAGCAACACCGUCAGGUGGCAUAUGGCUGGGAGGUGUCCACCUCCCAUUAGGCCAGAUUUUGAGUUACCGCUCAGCCUCUACACUGGACCCCGUCGCAGACCAGCCAGCAGGUCACUCUAAGAUAUUCCUCCCGUCUACGAAUAGUGUAAUAAUAUCAACCGUCGAAGCU
Molecule: messenger RNA, 1257 nt
Organism: Canariomyces notabilis
Lineage: Eukaryota; Fungi; Ascomycota; Sordariomycetes; Sordariales; Chaetomiaceae
Product: reductase-like protein
Exons: 2
Coding region: 192-1028 (278 amino acids)
Molecular function (GO): oxidoreductase activity
Source: RefSeq, a predicted model, not a curated record